AUUAUUUUUAUCAUAACAAAAAUCACUACUAGGUUCAAGUCAUUAGAGCCAUUAUCAAGUGUGAAAUAAUGUGAGUGUAUUAUUAUCCAAUUGAAAAUGUCUUCAAUGAAUUGAAACUAGUGAUUUGUUGUAAUAAAACAAAGGUACCUAUAUAGGCCCACACUUGGUGAACCAUGAAAAAGCAAUAUUUUUGAAAUCAUGAAUCGAACGAAUUUCGUCGGUCUCCUACUAACAACUCUUUGCUCGAAUUAUCCACCUCCAAGCAGAUUAACAGUAAAGGAUAAAGACGGCAGUAACAAUUUCACAACUAGAGCUCCAGACACUGGAAACACUACUGGAUUUGAAUGCACGUUGAAAGAUGGUGAUGAAGUCAAAAAAGAUAUUCUGCGAGGAAAACAUCUAAGAAUUGCUACAUUCAAGCAAGAUUGGCCCCUUAGUUAUGUCGAAAAAGACAAGAAUGGAGUGUUAAAAGGCAGCGGAAUUGCAUUCCAAAUAAUUGAAACACUGAGAAAACAGUACGGAUUCACUUAUUCCAUUGUGCUGCCCAACAAAGAUAUACUUGGCGAUGAGAAGUCCGGAAUACUGGAGUUGCUGCAUAAUAGGAAAGUUGAGAUGGCAGCUGCGUUUCUGCCAGUUCUUCAUGGCAGAUACGACAGUCUAAGUUGGGGCACUGAGCUCAUUCAAAACCAAUACUACGUGCUUAUGAAGCGACCUAAGGAAUCUGCCACCGGAUCAGGACUAUUGGCUCCUUUUGAGGACGAAGUUUGGCAACUGAUCCUGGUUUCGUUGCUACUGGUGGGUCCCACAAUGUACGGCAUUAUUAAACUGAGAGACAAGCUCUGUGGAGGAAACCACAGUCGCUCUUUCUCACUCUCCAGCUGUGCUUGGUUCGUGUACGGUGCACUGAUGAAGCAAGGCUCCACACUCAAUCCUGCCACAGAUUCAUCCAGAGUUCUUUUUGCUACGUGGUGGAUUUUCAUAAUGAUUUUGACCGCAUUCUAUACGGCCAAUCUGACAGCGUUUCUCACGCUAUCCAAGUUCACACUUCCGAUCCAGAAUAUAGAAGACAUUGCUCGACUCUCCUAUCACUGGUUCACUAGAGACGGAGGCAUACUCGAAUUCGCUAUAAAGGUAGAAACCGAUCUGAAUGUGCUAAGAUACUCAGCAAGCCGAGGAUACGGACAUUUUGUGAAUGUCAGAAAUCAGGAUCAAGUAAAAAACCUGAUUGCAAAAGAUUGGCUGUACCUUGAAGAGAAGCGAGAACUGAUGUAUUUCAUGAUGACCGAUUAUAUAAACAAGACAAUGAAGCAGGUGUUGGAGAAAGACAGAUGUACCUAUGUGUUGACAGCCGACAGCUAUCUCACUCGCUCCACAGCGUUCGCAUAUCCCAAGCACAGCAUUCUGCCAGCGCUCUUCAACAGGGUGAUGUUAUCGUACGUGGAGUCAGGCAUAAUCAAUCACUUGGCAGCCUUCAACUCGCUGUCGGACACGCAGAUCUGCCCCCUCAAUCUGCACAACAAAGAACGCCAGUUGAGGAACACCGACCUCUUGACGACCUACUAUGCGGUCAUGUCGGGCUUCCUGACCGCCGCGGUCGUUCUAGUCUGCGAAAUCAUCUGGAGAAAACUGGCCGGCAGCCGCGGAAGUUCAGCGGGAAAGUCGUGGAAAAUCGAGGAAAUCUUUGAUCUGGGGGUGAAAAAGCGGCCCCGUUUUGCAGUAUGGCGUCGAGCGUUCGCUGGCCUGCUGAAGGAUGCCGAGAAGAGAGAGGUCAACGGAAGGGAGUAUUAUGUGGUGAAGACUAGACAAGGAGAGAAGAGGUUGAUACCGGUUAGGCCUCUGUCCUCGUUUCUCUUCCAAAAAAGAUAGAGAUAAGAAGGAGAAGGAGAAAGUGGAGAUGAAAACGAAGGAAGAAAAGGUGAAGGGGGAGGAGGAGGAGGAGAAGGAGAAGGAGGAUUAGCAGGAAGGAGGAAAAGGAGGAGAAGAACGAGGAGAAGGAAAAGGAAGAGGAGGAAGAGGAGGAUGAAGAUGAGGAUAGAGAGGUGGAAGAGAAGAAGAAGGAGGAGGAGGAGGAGGAGGAGGAGGUGGAGGAGGAGGAGGAGGAGGAGGAAGAAGAAGAAGAAGAAGAAGAAGGAGAAGAAGAAGAAGAGAAGAAGAAGAAGAAGAGAAGAAGAAGAAGAAGAAGAAGAAGAAGAAGAAGAAGAAGAAGAAGAAGAAGAAGACCUCACUAUAAUAUAGUUCUAUAUUCUGGCUUAGUUUUAUUAUCAAUCUGCCUUAGUUUUACUUAUAGCUUGCUUUUAUGGUCAGUAAUCACAAUAUUUGAAGCUAUUCAGAUUUGAUCAAUUAAUAAUAUGAACGCAUAAAUGAAGAGCAUAAAAUAAUAAUAUUGUUACUUUAGCAAUAUAUUGUGAUAAUAAUAGUUCAAUGAGAAAAUCGCUCACUGUAAAAAUAGAGCCUUUCUUUUUCUCAUUAAAACAAAUUUUUCAAAUCAA
This is a messenger RNA of Nilaparvata lugens (brown planthopper), 2489 nucleotides long. Its product is annotated as glutamate receptor ionotropic, delta-1. Gene Ontology annotation, cellular component: membrane. The transcript is spliced from 10 exons. The coding region runs from base 199 to 1866 and encodes 555 amino acids. NCBI's taxonomy places the organism in Eukaryota, Metazoa, Arthropoda, Insecta, Hemiptera, Delphacidae. Gene Ontology annotation, molecular function: ligand-gated monoatomic ion channel activity. The record is from RefSeq and is a predicted model, not a curated record.